AUGACGGAAUCAACCAUUUCAGAUACAAACUUAAUAAAUAACUUUGCAGAUUCCAGUUCAUCAUUAAGAAAUUCAAUUUGUUUAAAAUCAAAGAAAAAUAUUCAUUCUUCAUCCUUAUCAGAAUUUAUAGAUGAAACAAAUCAUGUAGAAUAUCAAAUGAAUAAGAAUGAGGAAACACAUCAAUUUUAUUGCUUUCAAAUGGAAGAAUCUGUGCUAAAUUCAUCUUCAGAAUUAACUGUUAAUCAAAAUUCUGAAUGCUUACAAAUGAAUAAAUCAAUUUUCAAUAAUUAUGACAGAAACAUAUCUACUGAUUGGACAAAUUGUACAAAAACACCACAAUCACAUGAAUAUCAAACAUUUCCUGUUUAUGAUUUUACAUCAUUCCAAUACCAUCGUCAUCAUCAUUUAACUUCACAGUAUGAUCACUAUCAACGUCAUUUACAUAAUCCCAUUCAUUCAACUUAUCCAUUACAUCAUAUGUUUAAUAAAUAUGAUGAGUCGAGUGAUGAGAUGAAUUUUCACACUGAUAUUACAGAGAAGCACAAAAUAAAUCAUAAUCAUAGUGAUGAGAAUAAUAAUAACAACACCUCAAAUAACACUGAAUGUAGUAGUAGUAGUAAUAGUAAUAGCAGUAAUAAUAGUAAAACUUUGAAUAAAAAAUCUAAAAGAGCUCGAACAGCUUACACGCAAACACAACUGAUAGAAUUAGAAAAAGAAUUUUGGUAUAGCCAAUAUUUAUGUCGACCGCGUAGAAUUGAAAUAGCUUCAACACUUAAAUUAUCUGAAAAACAAAUUAAAGUAUGGUUUCAAAAUCGUCGUAUGAAAUUUAAACGACAAAAACCGGCAGAAAAUUCAUAUCCAUCUAUAAAUUAUGGAGAUAUAAAUACAUCAAAUGAAUUUAUCAGAUCAGGAUUUUUAACUCGAUGUCAUAAUUCAAAUGAUGGAAUUCAUUUAACAGAGGCAAAUCCAACAAUAUGGCUUAAUCAUAAUACUAAAACUAUUGCAUAUAAUACUUGUAAAUGUAGUAAUAAUAUUGAGAUAACUGAUAAAUAUGAUGCACAACCAUGUUCAUAUAAAUUAGAUAAUACAAGUAUUUUAAUACAUCAUGAUCUAGAAACUAUUAAAACAAAUAAUAAUUAUCAAUUAGUUGAAUGUAAAUUAAAAGAGAACAGUGAUUUAUAUAAUAAAUAUCUAGUCAAUAAUGAAUUAUUACCAACAGAUCAUUGUUCUAUUAAUUUUAAUGAAAAUAAUAGUAAUAAUAAUAAAUUACAUUGUAAUGAACAAUUUACCUCCUUUAAUCCAUUAACAUAUUCUAAACAUAUACAUAUUAUUAAUCAACAACCAAAUUAUUUAAAUGAACAACAAAAUAAUUCUUUAUCUGAAUUCAAUUCUUAUUAUUUACAAGAUCUUCAUCAUAAUUAUUCAUAUCAUAAUUCAAAUCAAUUACUUGAACUUAAUAUGACUAGAGUAUCAUCAGUCAAAGAUUAUUCGGAUUAAAUGAAUCAAUUAAAAAAAAAGAAAAUUAGACAAAUUGAAUUAGAUACAAUUUUAGAAAGAAAAAAAGUACAUUAUUUCGUAAUAUAUAUAUUCAACGAAUUAAUAAUAAAAUUGUUAAAGAGUCAAGCGUAUGCAUACAUUGGUUAUAUAUUUAUAGUACUUUUUUUUGUAAAAAUAACCGUAACCUUUCAUGGAUCAAUCUGUGUAAAAAGCAAACAAACAAACAAACAAACAAACAAACAAACAAACUGAUAAUCCUUUAACCUAAUAGAAUUUCUUGAAGAUAAGCAAUAAUAAAUCUAAUAUUUAAUUCAAUACUUAUUUCAUUUUAAAAAGAGGAAAAAACAGGGAUUUGAGUACCUUUCAACUAUAUACAACCUGUUUGACAAUAAUAAUAAAGAAGCAAUGAUGUUUAGCAUAUUC
Schistosoma spindalis is the source of this 1920-nucleotide messenger RNA. The record is from the annotation of a GenBank genome assembly. Lineage: Eukaryota; Metazoa; Platyhelminthes; Trematoda; Strigeidida; Schistosomatidae.